Molecule: messenger RNA, 1807 nt
Organism: Drosophila obscura
Lineage: Eukaryota; Metazoa; Arthropoda; Insecta; Diptera; Drosophilidae
Gene: MFS15
Product: putative inorganic phosphate cotransporter
Exons: 4
Coding region: 89-1576 (495 amino acids)
Biological process (GO): transmembrane transport; monoatomic anion transport
Cellular component (GO): plasma membrane
Molecular function (GO): transmembrane transporter activity
Source: RefSeq, a predicted model, not a curated record
UUAGACGCCGCCAACACUCUUCCCUCCACCGCCAGCGUAGCAUCUAUUAACUUGGCUACGUGGAUAGAAUUGGACGGAAGUGCACAAUAUGGUGCUCGGCUGCUUCCCCUGUUGCAGCCGGACUGGCUACCAGCAAAUAGGGAACACAGGGCCACGAUUCGGAGUGCGACAUCUGCAAUGCAUUCUGGUCUUCUUUGGCCUGGCCGUGGCCUAUUCGUUGCGCGUUAAUCUCUCCGUGGCCAUUGUGGCUAUGACGGAUCGAAAUUCCAGCAACCCGGACUUUCCUGAGUUCGAGUGGAACGAGAGCGUCAAGUCCUACCUGCUGAGCAGCUUCUUCUGGGGCUACGUCGUCACCCAGGUGCCGGGUGGCUAUCUCUCGGCCAUCUAUGGGGCCAAGUAUAUGCUCUUCUUUGGAGUGCUUAUAUGUUCCUGCCUCGCCCUGCUGACGCCCUUUUGCGCCAUUACGGGCGGCUGGAAGACGGUCGUCGUGCUGCGUGCCGUCCAGGGUCUCUGCCAGGGCGUCAUUUUCCCCUCAACGCACACAUUCCUCUCGAAAUGGGCGCCAACCGAAGAGCGCGGUCGACUGGUCGGCUAUAGUUACUCGGGCUCACAAUUCGGCACUGUGGUAAUGCUCUCGGUGAGCGGCUACAUUGCGUCCUCCUCGCUGGGCUGGCCCAGCAUCUUCUAUGUUCCUGGCUGUGCCGGCAUUUUGUGGUCGUUCGUGUGGUACUUGUACUGCUCAAGCACUCCGGCCCAGCACUCAACGAUAUCGCCGGCUGAGCGUCGCUACAUCGAGUCGUCUGGCCAGGCACGCCGUCCGUCGGAUGUAGGACGCGAGGUGACGCCACGGCCGCACACGCCCUGGCUACGCAUUCUCACCUCGGGACCAUUUCUGGUGCUCGUGCUGGCUCACUGCGCCAACAACUGGGGCUUCUGGACGCUGCUCACAGAGAUUCCCACGUUCAUGAAGAGCGUCCUGGGCAUGGACAUCAAGAGCAACGGCCCGCUGUCGGCUCUGCCCUACUUCGCCAUGAUACUGCUCACGUGCGUGUUCAUCUGGCUAUCGGAUGCAAUGAAGCAACGUGGCACAGUCCUGCCACUGGGUUUCUCCCGGAAGUUCUUUAAUACGCUGGGCAUGUGGCUGCCCAUGCUCGCUCUGAUCGGUCUGGGCUGCAUCACCGAGGGCGAGGCAAAUUUUCGGCUGGCCAUUGCAUUGCUCACCAUGGCAGUGGCCACCAACUCGGCCACAUAUCUGGGCUUCCACGUCAAUCACAUCGAUCUGGCGCCCAACUUUGCUGGUACUCUGAUGGGCAUCACGAACUGUGCAGCCAACUUUAUGAGCAUUCUGGCGCCGCUGAUUGUGGGAUUGAUUGUCUGGGAUGAGAGGAAUCCUGCACAAUGGCGAAUCGUUUUCUUCUUCACCGCUUUCGUUUACUUUAUGGGUAAUCUGCUCUUCAUGCUCUUCGGUCGGACCGAUGUCCAAGAAUGGAACACACCAACUAGAACGCCAACGGCCACCACUGCCGAAGAGCGUGAAGACGUUGCUGGGGACCGGGCGCCGCUAAUAGAGGCUUGAGUCGAGGCGCAGAGUUGGGGGAUUGGUUGAAAAUUAUGAAACUCAUGUACCUUGAUGGGGAAGUGCAUUCCAUGGAAUUGAUUGAACGCAACUAGCAUCGUAUUACUAGCUAUACUAUACAACACAUGACUAUACAGAUAUACAUAUACAAGGAUAUACAAUAAUCACAACAUGUACAGAUCAUAUACAAAUCCGGAACAUACUCGUUUAACGCACUUGGGUGUAUUUUUC